Messenger RNA from Dunckerocampus dactyliophorus (ringed pipefish), 638 nucleotides. It is a transcript of the gene ubl5, whose product is annotated as ubiquitin like 5. NCBI's taxonomy places the organism in Eukaryota, Metazoa, Chordata, Actinopteri, Syngnathiformes, Syngnathidae. The record is from RefSeq and is a predicted model, not a curated record. Gene Ontology annotation, cellular component: nucleus; cytoplasm. Gene Ontology annotation, biological process: mRNA splicing, via spliceosome; protein modification process. The transcript is spliced from 5 exons. The coding region runs from base 259 to 480 and encodes 73 amino acids. Gene Ontology annotation, molecular function: protein binding; protein tag activity.
AUAGAAUAUGAGGGUUGGUGUAUUUAGGGUGAAGAAUCAAGGUGUUCUAUUUAUUCUGGGGAAGGGAGUAUAUGUUUCUGUGUGGCACUAGUGAGGUUGUGACUGCAGCUAAGACACAACUGAAAGGGGGCGGUAAAGCACUCAAGUAAUGUAUGCCAACUGCCAUAAAACAACGAGAAGAAGACGAGCGUUUCCGCGACAACAUUAGCGUCAAAGGCUCCUGUAACCCCACUGCCAAUUUUAAGACAUAACUAGAAGAUGAUCGAGGUGGUAUGCAACGAUCGUCUGGGCAAGAAAGUCCGGGUUAAGUGCAACUCAGAGGACACCAUCGGAGACCUGAAGAAGCUCAUUGCAGCCCAGACAGGAACGCGAUACGACAAAAUUGUCUUAAAGAAAUGGUACACCAUAUUCAAGGACCACGUCUCACUGGGUGACUAUGAGAUCCACGAUGGGAUGAACCUGGAGUUGUACUACCAGUGAACCAGACCAAGACCAACCACGCAGCAGCAGACAUGAACAUGCAGACAUGACUUCAGUUGCAGUUUUUAAGAGGAAAAAACAAGUUGAUGAUGCCAGAAACUUGAUGUAAUGUGAUUUUUGUUUUGAUAUCAUGGGAAUAAAGUUGAUAUUUGCCUAAA